AUGGCUCGAAGAGGUGGUGUAAAGAUAUUUUAUUCUGAUAACGCUAAGACUUUUCGAAGCUCAUGUGAAAUCCUUAAGCAGUUCAAAAACAUAAUAAGACAGCCCGAGCUGAAGAGUUUUAUUGCUUCUGAAGGUAUAUCCUGGAAGUUUAUUCCGGAGCAUUCUCCAUGGUGGGGAGGCUUCUGGGAGCGAUUGAUGCGAAGUAUUAAAGAACCCCUGAGAAAGACACUUGGAAGAGCAUUGUUGACUUUGGAGGAAUUGUCAACUGUCCUCACAGAGAUGGAAUGCGUGAUCAACAAUCGACCGAUUACGUACGAAAGUGAUGAGUUGGAUGAACCAAGAGCUCUUGCGCCUUCACAUUUCUUGCUUCCUGGACAGCGAGAACCUGGACUUGUACCAGAAUAUUUUUUGGACUUGUUUGAAUCUGCAUCGGAUCGUAUGACCUUGAGCAGACGUAAACUUUUCCAGACUAGACUUUUGAAGGAACUUUGGCUUAAAUGGAAGGAACAGUAUUUGUUAAUGCUAAAGAGUGCGCAUAAUCUUGCGAAUCCAUCGUCUUACCAAAAUCUAAAAAUUGGAGAUAUCGUCUUGGUUGAAGGUGCAUCUAAAUCAAAAUUGCUCUGGGAGAUGGGAGUGAUACAAGAGCUAAUCAUGGGAAGAGAUGGACUUGUGCGAGCAUGCAUAGUGAAAACGUCAAAGGGUAAAUUGAGAAGAUCAGUCCAGUUGUUGUACCCUUUAGAAAUGUAGUAUUUAAAUUUCAGUUGAUUUGUUUGUUGUGAAUUGUGCUCUAUUAUUAUUGCAUAUAUUUGUGUAGUUGGUUUUAUGUAUUGUUUACUUAUAUUUCGAUUGUGUAAAAAAUUUAAUUGAAUGUUGUUAAUAUUUAUGUGAAAUUUAAUUCUGAAUGUAUCUUAUAGAGGAAAGUGUACACUGUCAUGUACAGGUGGGGAGGAUGUUGAGAAAUGAGCCACUAGAGCGCACCACUUGGCACGCUAGAGGGCGCUGCUGUUUAUGGAAAUAUAGAUAUAAAUGCAGUGGUUGCGAGAGAGGCUUGUGUUUCGGCUUGUCCUCCACAUCUAUGGUUAGUUGAUUAGAGUUUGAUGUGUUGUGU
Argiope bruennichi is the source of this 1108-nucleotide messenger RNA. RefSeq lists its product as uncharacterized. The coding region runs from base 1 to 747 and encodes 248 amino acids. Gene Ontology annotation, biological process: DNA integration. The record is from RefSeq and is a predicted model, not a curated record. The transcript has a single exon. Gene Ontology annotation, molecular function: nucleic acid binding. NCBI's taxonomy places the organism in Eukaryota, Metazoa, Arthropoda, Arachnida, Araneae, Araneidae.